This is a messenger RNA of Nothobranchius furzeri (turquoise killifish), 2943 nucleotides long. The record is from RefSeq and is a predicted model, not a curated record. NCBI's taxonomy places the organism in Eukaryota, Metazoa, Chordata, Actinopteri, Cyprinodontiformes, Nothobranchiidae.
GAGAAACUGUCAAGAGGAACCAGACUGUGUGUUUUCAAGCCCAUGCGCUGCGAGCUUUCUCCUCCACCUCCCCUGGUCUCAGGACUCUCCCAGGAUGCGGUCCAACCGCCCGCACGUCGCAGGCCGGAUGCUUUCGCUCUCCUUCCUAAUCUUCCACUUUGCAAUCAGCAGCUCAAGAAAAGAUUCAGAGAACAGAGAUGAGAUCCAUGUCAUUCACAAGAAUAAACUGGCAAGUGCAUAAUGUGUGGAGGACCCAGGAAAACACGGAAGACGGUGGUUUGGUGAGACGGACAACCCGAUGGUCUAAUCGUUUCUUUCGAGCCGAGCCGAAAGCCGUGUUCUUGUCAGAGGUUUUGCCGCUGCUGCCCCAACCUUUAAACCUGCAACCUUUUGUGAGGCAACACCCUGCAUCCUGGAGACCUGCAGGAGAUAGUGUUUGUCAUCCAGAGCCAAAGCAACUCCUUCCAUGUGAAGCAGGCAGAACGACGGAGAGCAGAUUUACUGGAGCAGGCGCACAGCCUCAGAGAGGACCCACCAGUGGUUUUAUGUCUUCACAGCUUGUCAGAUAAUGAGGGGGACUGGAGUAUUCUUCCCCUGCUGCCUUACAUGUCUCGCUCCUUUGGGAGGAACUCUUCCUGGAUUGUGUUUCUACAGGAGGAAACGAAUGUGAACACAGUUCCCUUACUCCAAGUCUUGGCCAAAUUUGACAAGGACAAAGAGUGGUUUCUUGGUAAACCCCUGUAUGACGAGGAGUCAACCAUCAUCCAUCACUACGCGUUUGCAGAGAACCCCUCUGUCUUCAAGUACCCAGACUUUGCUGCUGCCUGGGCUCUGAGCAUCCCUUUAGUUGUUCGGCUUGCAGACAAAGUGAGAGACGAGCCCCUUAAAUCUGACUUCACCAUUGAUCUGAAACAUGAGAUUGCUUUGUAUAUCUGGGACAAUGGGAAUGGCCCCCGUCUCACCGCCGUUCCUGAAUUGUGCACUGAGCCAGAGGACUCUCCUCGUGCACAUCACUGUGCAACGACUCUGAGGAAAGAGCCUCCAGCGUGUGGGGAGUCUGUAAAAAGAGAAGACAUGUUUGUUGCUGUGAAAACAUGUAGGAAGUUUCACAGUGAAAGAGCUGGAAAAACACAAUCACCAAGGAGCAGAUUUUACCGGAGCUCUCGGCUUUUAACGCAAAUUCUGCUGAAGACCAAACCUGGACCAGUUCCAGUGAUAAAGAAGACUUGGGAAAAGGACGCCUUAUUUUUAGAGUACUACAGUGACCACGCUGAUCCUUCAAUACCGACCAUUAAUUUGGGAGUGCCAAAUACUGAAAGGGGCCACUGUGGGAAAACGUUUGCGAUCCUUCAAAGAUUCCUAAGCAACGCCGUCCCGAACACCAAGUGGCUCGUCGUUGUGGAUGAUGACACUCUCAUCAGCCUCCCCCGACUUCGAGUCUUGCUGAGCUGUUACGACCCCUCCGAGCCCGUGUGUCUCGGAGAGAGAUACGGCUACGGAUUGAGCCAGGGAGGCUACAGUUACAUCACAGGAGGUGGAGGCAUGGUGUUCAGCCGGGAGGCUGUGGUCCGGAUCCUGAACAGUGGAUGCAAGUGCUACAGCGACGACGCACCGGAUGACAUGGUGCUGGGGAUGUGCCUGAAUGCUCUUGGGCUGCCCAUCACUCACAGCCCUCUCUUUCACCAGGCGCGCCCUGAUGACUACGCCAAAGACCUCUUAGCUCACCAGGUGCCCAUCUCCUUCCAUAAGCACUGGAACAUCAACCCCGUAGCUGUUUUCAACAAGUGGCUUAGAAAUGACAUGAAAACUCCAAAUGAACUUGAUAAGAAUGCUAAAACAGAGUUAUGAUAAACGUGUCUGUAAACAUGUGAGUGUGUGUGGGCCUGUGUGCACAUUUGUGCAAGUGUGCCUAAAGCUGUUCACGGAUGUAAAUGUUUUUGUAUCAUUUUAAUUGAGCUGUUAUUAAGAGGGACCAUGAUUGUGUGUGCGCGCUUGGGUGUAUGUGUGUGCAUGCGUGUGUGUGUGUGUGUGUGUGUGUGUGUGUGUGUGUGUGUGUGUGUGUGUGUGUGUGCGUGCAACCGUGCGUGCCUGUAUUUGUGUGUAUGUGCACGUGUGUGCCUGUAUGCGUGUACGUGUGUGCGUGCAUGCGUCUAUUUGCGUGCGCGUGUGCAUGUACGUGUGUGUGUGUGCAUCCGUGUGUGUACAUGUGUGCGUGUAUGUGUGUGCACAUGUAUUUGUGUGUGUGUAUGUGUGUGCGUGCAUGCAUGUACGUGUGUGUGCGUGCGUACGUGUAUGUGUGCGUGUAUUUGUGCGUGUGCUUGUGUGUGUGUGUGUGUGUGCACGCCUAUGUGUGUGUACGUGCAUUCGUGGAUGUGUCUGUACGUGUGUGCGGGUAUGUGUGUGCGCAUGCAUGCGUGUAUUUGUGCGUGUGUGUGCAUACGCGUGUGCGUCUGUGUGUGUGUGUUUGCGUGUAUUUGUGCAUGUGUAUGUGUGUGCUUGCCUGCACGUGUGUAUGUUCGUGUGUGCGUGUGUGUCUAUUUGUGUGUGUGUGUGUGUGUGUGUGUGCGCGUGACUGCACGUGUGUAUGUUCGUGCUUGCCUGCACGUGUGUAUGUUCGUGUGUGCGUGUGCAUCUAUUUGUGUUUGUGUGUGUGUGUGUGUGUGUGUGCCUGCUCGUGUGUAUGUCCGUGCAUGCGUGUGUGUGUGUGUUUGUGUGUGUGUGUGUGUGUGUGCGUGUGUAUCUAUUUCUGUGUGCGUGUGCACAAGUUGACUGAGUUGCAUGCUGAAGUUAAUUCUCGAAUGACCUGUAUAUUUAUAGGAUAUGAACAUUGUGAACGAUGUUCUUAUCCCUUUUUUUCUUCUCCGGGAGGUACUGUAUCUUUUAAAAGAAAUCAAAAAUGCUGUAAAAUGUGAACUAUUUUGACAUAAAAGCAUAAAUAAUUCA